AUGGACUUGGAAUCCGAUCAUUCGAGUUCUCCCUCGAUUGAUGAUGAAGGUUUAGGCGGAGGAGGUGUUGGUGCUGUCACCGAAGACUUCGUUCAUGUGGACGACGGCGCCGCCGGUGGCGCUGAUAGCAGCUUUUUUGGGGAAGCGAGUAUGGUUGGAAGUGAGUGGCGCGGUGAGGGGAAUGAUGAUUUCUUAUCCAGGAGUGGUAUUGGCGGUGAGGCCGAUGGUGAUGGUGGUGAUGAGGCGGCCGUUUUACAUGAUGGCGGGGUUGCUAGAGGAGGAGAGGAGGACGUUGAAGAGAGGAAGGAGUUGCCGGAGGAGCUGGCGAGGAGGAUUGUGAAGCUAACCUGUGAUACCACGGCUGCCGGAGGGGGUAUUUGCGAUGUUUAUUUAGUUGGCACGGCUCAUGUUUCUACAGAAUCAUGUGAAGAAGUUCAGACCGUGAUCAGUUUCUUAAAACCACAGGUUGUUUUCAUAGAGUUAUGCUCGAGUCGUAUAACUAUACUUCGACCACAGAAUUUAAAGGUAGCCAGCCAGCUAGAAGUUUUUCCGGGUGCUGAGUUUCGUGUUGCAUUUGAGGAAGCAAUGAAAUAUGGAGGCAAGGUUAUACUUGGUGAUCGUCCAGUUCAAAUAACGUUGCGGAGGACGUGGGCAAAAAUGCCUCUUUGGCACAAGACCAAAUUGAUUGCUUCUAUGCUCUUCCAAGCAGUUUCCUUGCCCAGCCCAAAGGAUUUCUCUAGAAUGCUGAAGGAGAUGGAUGAUGCUGACGUGUUAACUCUUUGUGUUCAGGAGAUGAGCAAAACAUUCCCUACCCUCAUGGAAACCCUUGUGCAAGAGCGAGAUAAGUACAUGUCUUCCACACUUCUAAGAGUUGCUAGCAAGCAUAGUUCGGUUGUAGCUGUUGUUGGAAAGGGGCAUAUCCCUGGAAUAAAGAAAUACUGGAAGCAGCCUGUUGAGGUAAAUGAAUUAUUGACCAUACCUACACGCAAAAGCUUAGCGUCCAUGGGCAGGAUAUUGACAACUGUUGGAGUUACAGUAGCCGGGGCAGCAAUAGUUUCCGGCGUUUAUCUCUCGAUCAAGAAAUAG
This is a messenger RNA of Oldenlandia corymbosa var. corymbosa, 1086 nucleotides long. The record is from the annotation of a GenBank genome assembly. NCBI's taxonomy places the organism in Eukaryota, Viridiplantae, Streptophyta, Magnoliopsida, Gentianales, Rubiaceae.